UUUGUUGCAGAAAAACCCCAUGUCCCAAAAUUUGGGGACUGGGACAGUGACAACAUAUCAUACACUGCAUGUUUUGAGAGCGCUCGUAAAAAUGGAGUGAAGGGAAAUCCAAAUGAUCCCGAAGACAACCCAGAGGCCUUCAAGAGCAUGCUUGAGUCCUCCGCCGCACAACCUCCUUACAUAUCCACGAGUUCGAGCAGCAAACCACAAACCUCAAGCGAAAAAGUCCGCCAAACUGAAAGAGACAGUAGCCACCGUGCGUAUCAGCGACAUGGCAUUGCGCAUGAGCAUAGGGUUUCUGGAGGGAGCCGCAAGAGUUACGCAUCGGGGUCUGGCAGCGAAAGGAGCAGCUCUGAUUAUUCGCUCUUGCAGCAACAACCGAGACACCACCGUGAGAGAUCUGAUAGAAAAAGUAGCUUGGCUUCAUCAGGAAGUGAUCGUAGUCAUAGCGCUUCCAAUUCCCAGAGCAAGCCUAAAAGUACCGGCAGUAGCACUCAUCAGUCCAGUAAUCUUAGUCAACACGAUACUCAUACUAGAGUUGCUUCAAUACCCAAAUUUGGGGAUUGGGAUGAAAACGAUCCCCAAUCUGGUGAAGGUUUUACUUAUAUAUUUGAACGAGUGAAAGAAGAAAAGAAAACUGCAUCAAAGUUCCCAAAUGUGCCUCAGCAACCACGCAACAAUCUCAACAGCGCGAAUAAACGUGGAAAAUCGCCUUCCAAAUCAAAGAGUUGGUGCUGCAUAUUUUCAAGUAAAUAGGGCAAUGACAUGGAGAUGAUCAUGCUUUGGUCCUUUUAUGGCAAGAUAAAGAAACUCAAUUAUUCUCUAGUUUCUCUGAGACCGGACAGUUUAUUAUUUUUUUCUUUUUUUUUUAAUGAAAAUUUCGUCGUCGCUACUGAGUAAUAAGUAAUUGUUCAAUUUUUGUGCAACAAUUAUUCCUGAUUGUUAUGUGUUUAAUUUUCUUUG
Molecule: messenger RNA, 963 nt
Organism: Malus domestica (apple)
Lineage: Eukaryota; Viridiplantae; Streptophyta; Magnoliopsida; Rosales; Rosaceae
Source: RefSeq, a predicted model, not a curated record